GAGCCCCAUCAUGGCGCAGGGGCAGCGUAAGUUCCAGGCGCAGCGGCCGGCCAAGAGCAAGGCGGCGUCGGCGGCGGCGGAUCGCAGCCGGGGCCCGAGGAAAGGCGGCCGGAUCAUCGCCCCCAAGAAAGCGCGCAUCGUGCAGCAGCAGAAGCUGCGGAAGGACCUCGAGGUGGGGAUCCGGAAGAAGAUCGAGCAUGACGUGGUGCUGAAGGCCAGCAGCAGCCUCCCCAAGAGGCUGGCGCUGCUGCAGGCGCCGGCCGACAAGAAGGGGGCCAAGAAGGGGGCCGGGGCUGGCAAGGGCGCGAGCAAGGCGGGCUCCUGAGGGGCGGGGCGACGCCGGGGAACGCCCCCCGCGCUGGUGGACACGCCCCAACGCUGGCGGGACACGCCCACCGUGGCAGCCACGCCCCUGCGCCCCGCCCACGGCCCCCAGCGCUGCUGUGACCGCCCACAUCUAUGGACACGCCCACUAUGCUGGUCAAGCCACAGCCCCGCCCCGGGCGCAGGUGGGACACGCCCACAUCAAUGGAGACUCCCACCUUGGCGGUCACGCCCACAGCGCUGAUGGGACACGCCCCGGGCCCCGCCCACAGUGCUGGUUGGACACGCCCGCCUCUGGACACGCCCUGGGCCCCGCCCACAGGGCCGGUUGGACACGCCCUGGGCCCCGCCCACAGGGCUGAUUGGACACGCCCAUAGCUCUGGAGUGACCGCCCGCCUUGAUGGACACGCCCACUGUGGUGGACAUGCCCGGUCCGCUCUGGAUGGGGCCGUCCUGUCUGUACCUGCACCCCAACAAUAAACCAGGCUGUUCCGCCCCGC
Molecule: messenger RNA, 825 nt
Organism: Ochotona curzoniae (black-lipped pika)
Lineage: Eukaryota; Metazoa; Chordata; Mammalia; Lagomorpha; Ochotonidae
Product: leydig cell tumor 10 kDa protein homolog
Exons: 3
Coding region: 11-325 (104 amino acids)
Source: RefSeq, a predicted model, not a curated record